Magnolia sinica is the source of this 2284-nucleotide messenger RNA. RefSeq names its product patellin-4. The coding region runs from base 171 to 1916 and encodes 581 amino acids. Gene Ontology annotation, molecular function: lipid binding. NCBI's taxonomy places the organism in Eukaryota, Viridiplantae, Streptophyta, Magnoliopsida, Magnoliales, Magnoliaceae. The transcript is spliced from 4 exons. The record is from RefSeq and is a predicted model, not a curated record.
UCCUCAUUCUUCAUUCCCCCGAUCAGAAACAGAGGAGAAGGAAAAACAGAGGACUCUUUCUCGUGCUUUUUCUUUUUCCUCUAUCUUCUCUUCAAUCAGAGCUUUUCCUGCUUCUCAUUUCUCCAAUUUUCAGCUGGAAAAGCUCUGAUUCAAUCCAAAAACUAUCAACCAUGACUGUCGAAGUGAAAUCUGAAGAGACCCAGGUGGCGGAAGUCAUCGAAUCUCAAAAAGAAAAGCCUACCAAGGCCGACGUGGCUGAGGUUAAGGCAGUUGAGACCGUCGAUAGAGCGGUUGAAACUACAAAGGCUGUGGCAGAAGUUGCUGAGACGGAGCCGAAGAAGGGAGAUGAGGAGACGAAUGCAGAAACCGGAGUUCCUAUUGUCGGGAAGUGUUCCUCAUUCAAGGAGGAGAGCAAUUUCCAUUCCGAUCUGAAGGAACAUGAGAAGAAGGCCUUGUGCGAUCUGAAAGCAAAGGUUGAAGAAGCGAUCCUUGGAAACACGCUCUUCCGUAAGGAAGAGGAAAAAGUAGAAGAAAAGGUGAAGGAGACAUCUGCCGAAGAAGAGAAAUCAGAACAGAAAGAGAAAUCGACAGAAGAAUGCAAAUCAGAAGAAAAGGUGGAAGCGAAAUCGGCAGAAGAAGGCAAAUCAGAAGAAAAGGUGGAAGCAAAAUCGGUGGAAGAAGAAAAAUCAGAACAAGCAGAAGAAAAAUUAGAAAAAGAAGUAAGAUCUGCCAAAGAAGAAGAAAAGCCUGGACAGAAAGAGGAAGUUAAGCCCGCGGAAGAUAGCGUAGCAGAAGCAAAGGAGAAAUCCACAGAAGAAUGUGGAGAGAAGGAGAAAACAAAUGUGGUUGGUGAAGAAAAGGCGGCAGAAGUUGACAAGGACAUAUCGCUUUGGGGUGUUCCACUUCUGCCAAGCAAGGGCUUGGACAGCACCAAUGUUCUCCUCUUAAAGUUCUUGCGGGCCCGGGAAUUCAAGGUCAAUGAGGCCUUUGUGAUGCUGAAGAACACCCUCCAAUGGAGGAAGGAGUUCAAGAUGGAUAUGAUCUUGGACGAAGAAUUCGAGUCCGCUCUGAACUUGGUUUCUUACAUGAACGGCAUCGAUCGUGAGGGACAUCCCGUCUGUUACAACAUCUAUGGGGUGUUUGAGGACACUGAGCUUUACCAGAAGACGUUUGGGACGGAGGAGAAGCGCGAGCAGUUCCUGAGGUGGAGAGUUCAGGUGAUGGAGAAGGGCAUUCAGAAGCUGAACUUCGAGCCCGGGGGCAUCUGUUCCAUUCUCCAGAUCAAUGAUCUGAAGAACUCGCCUGGGCCGUCGAAAAAGGAGCUCAGACUCGCAAUGAAACUGACUGUGGGGCUGCUUCAGGACAACUAUCCAGAGUUCGUUGCAAGAAAUAUCUUCGUCAAUGUUCCUUUCUGGUACUAUGCAUUCAAUGCUCUUCUAUCUCCCUUCUUGACUCAAAGAACAAAGAGCAAGUUUGUCUUUGCCCGCCCAUCUAAGGUGACCGAGACUCUUCUCAAAUACAUUCCUGCUGAAGAUAUUCCUAUAUGCUAUGGUGGUCUAAAACGGGAGAAUGACACCGAGUUCACCACUGAGAAUAGUGGUGUUUCCGAGCACCUUGUCAAAGCAGGUGCGACUGAAGUCAUUGAAAUUCCUGCACCGGAGGCUGGAACCACUCUCCUUUGGGACCUGACUGUGCUUGGUUGGGAUGUCAACUACAAGGAAGAGUUCACCCCAACUGACGAGGGAUCAUACACUCUCAUCAUCCAAAAAGGAAAGAAAAUAGGCCCAUGUGAGGAGCCAAUCCGCAACUCAUUCAAGAACAAUGAGCCUGGGAAGGUCGUCCUGACGAUCGAGAACAGCACGUACAGGAAGAAGAAGGUCCUGUACCGACACAAGGAGACAAAGUGCUCCUCUUGAGAAGAACGACGGUGAUGAAAUAUCUGGUCAUUGAAUAUAUAAUUCAGUUCAUUAUAUUCCCUCUACAAUAACAUAUUUAUUCAUGGAGUGAUAUAAAGAUAAAAGAGAGAAUAUUAUAGGAAGAGGGGAUUAUAGAUUUGUUCAUUCAUUCUUUUUUAGGUUGGGUUGAGAGUGUGGUAGUGUGAAGAAAAGAAACUUGAUUCUUUUAUUUUUAAGCAAGGUAAAUGCUGUCCUGUGAAUUGGAAUCUUGGUUUGCAGAUUCUGCUGAUGAAUUUCAGUUGUGUGAGACUCUUUUUUUUCCUUGUAAUCAAUUUCUGGUUAAGAUCAAUUGGGUUGCUAUCGAAUGGUUUUUGGACCUUUUCUUUUGA